GUAUAUUAGCCAGAAGAUAACGCAUUUUGAAGCAUUUUUGCUAAGCAUUUUGCCUGUUGAUUUGCCAUUUAUUUUAUAUCAAGUUAAGUGGAAGCAUUUAGAAAACCAUAUUUACCAUGGCGACAAGUAAAAAUUUUGUUUUUCGAAAAGCAGAAAAAGGCGAUAUAAAAGUAGUUGUUGAAAUGAUACAGGAAUUAGCUGAUUUUGAAAAGAUGAGUGAUGGGCCAAAGCUAACAGAGAAAGAUCUUUUACGAGACUCUGGCCUAGAGGGGGGUCCCGAAUAUUGUCAUAUUUAUGUACUGGAUCUUAUAGAAGCAGAUAAAACCAUAACAAUUGGAUAUUCCAUAUGCUUCUUUUCCUAUUCCACAUGGCAGGGGAAAUCGUAUUUCCUAGAGGAUAUAUAUGUACGCCCCGCCUAUCGUGGUAUUGGAGCUGGAGCACGCAUAUUCAAAGAGGUCGCAGCAAAAGCCCAACAAUAUGAAUGUAAACGUGUUGAUUUUCAUGUGCUGUCAUGGAAUCCUGCUUCAAAAUUCUAUAAGAAAUUAGGCGCCACCGAUUUGACAGAGGCAGAGGAAUGGCAUUUCUAUCGAUUACAACAAGAGGAAAUUAAAGUAUUGGCAAAUGAAUUACAAAAUAACUAAAAUUAAAUAUAAUUUAUAUUAUAACUCAUGUCAAAGAAACAGAAGAAGAAAAAGAAAUUCAGAUGGCAAAUAAAUUCAAACUCACCAA
This is a messenger RNA of Stomoxys calcitrans (stable fly), 729 nucleotides long. RefSeq names its product thialysine N-epsilon-acetyltransferase. Bases 117 to 641 code for a protein of 174 amino acids. NCBI's taxonomy places the organism in Eukaryota, Metazoa, Arthropoda, Insecta, Diptera, Muscidae. Gene Ontology annotation, molecular function: N-acetyltransferase activity. The transcript is spliced from 4 exons. The record is from RefSeq and is a predicted model, not a curated record.